Molecule: messenger RNA, 1440 nt
Organism: Amborella trichopoda
Lineage: Eukaryota; Viridiplantae; Streptophyta; Magnoliopsida; Amborellales; Amborellaceae
Product: probably inactive leucine-rich repeat receptor-like protein kinase At5g48380
Molecular function (GO): protein binding
Source: RefSeq, a predicted model, not a curated record
GGCUAGAGAACGACUCAUUUUCCAAUCUUCAAAACCCACAUUCACACUCUCCUAUUCUUUUCCAUGAUGUGGGGUUGGAAGAAAGGUAAAGACCCCUCUCUCUCACUUUCCCCCUUUCCAAUGGGUUUCUGUUGAAGAUUGGGUUGGAAACUGGGGCAGACUUUGGUUGAUGACUUUGACUGGGUCUUGGAAACUGGGUGGAGGCAUCAUUCAUUCAUUUCACAGACGUCAAAAAUUGGGGUUUGUUUUAUAGUUAACUAAGAGAGAGACUGAGAAACAAAUAGAAAGAUAGAGAGGUUUGUUGUUGGGAUUUCUUCUCCCUAAGUUGAGAUUUGGGUUUGUUAGAGAGAGAGAUGUUGAUCUCUGUGGCUCCUUCCAUGUAUAUCUUUCUAGGGGUUAUUCUGCAAACUUGGGUCUUUAGCCAUGGCGGAGAGACCGAUAUACAGUGCCUCUUAGCCCUGAAAGCUUCUCUUAGAGACCCAUUCCACUACCUCUCUUCUUGGAACUUCAACAACAACUCCCAUGUCUCCAUCUGCUCGUUCUUGGGCGUCGAGUGUUGGCACCCGGACGAGAACAAGGUCCUCAACAUAAGGCUUUCAGGCCUUGGCCUUCAAGGCCAGUUCCCUCAAGGCUUAGAGAAUUGCACAAGCAUGACUGGUCUUGAUCUCUCUAACAAUGAUCUCUCUGGUAACUUGCCUUCUGAUAUAUCACAAAAGAUUCCUAUGGUGACCUCUGUUGAUUUCUCUUCUAAUAAGUUUUCUGGUCAAAUACCAGCAAGCCUCGCGAAUUGUACUUACCUGAACAUCAUUAAGCUCUCUGAAAAUCAGUUCUCUGGUGAAAUUCCUGCUCAACUUGGUGGCUUGCCUAGGCUCAAAACUUUUCAGGUCUCCUCGAAUAGGCUCAAUGGUCCAAUUCCCUCUGUUUUUCGUAGUCUACCACCUGAUUCUUUUGCAAAUAAUCCAAGGCUUUGUGGACCUCCAUUAUCGGUGGCUUGCGUGAGUACUUAGAAGAAGCUCAAGAAGAAGGAAAAAGCAGGUAGCUAAAAGACCAAAGGUGCGGUUAAAAUAAAGGGGCGUCAUCAAAAAGCUCCGUAUAGAGUUGCAAUAUCGAUAUGGUGGAUUAUGCGCAAAAGACCAUUUAUGUUAGUAGACAGUAGAUAUGCUACCAGACAUAGCUCUUUUUUGGUAUCUAAAUGAUUAAAAUAUUAUCUUGACAUGUUAGAGGUUCAGGUAGUACAAAACAUAAAUUAGAGCUUCUCUCUAUUGUCAAGAAAGAAUGUCCUGAUUUAGUUUUGGUACAAGAAACUAAAUUCGCUAAUACUAGAUUAUUUUAUGCUAAGUCGGGAUUAUACCUUUGCAAUUUCGCUCAAAAGACUAUGUUGGUUUAUCAGGGGGUAUAUGGAAUAUAUGCGACCCCUCUAAAUGGUAUUACUUGGAUAAA